Messenger RNA from Mytilinidion resinicola, 534 nucleotides. RefSeq names its product 40S ribosomal protein S17. Lineage: Eukaryota; Fungi; Ascomycota; Dothideomycetes; Mytilinidiales; Mytilinidiaceae. The coding region runs from base 1 to 444 and encodes 147 amino acids. Gene Ontology annotation, molecular function: structural constituent of ribosome. Gene Ontology annotation, cellular component: ribosome. The record is from RefSeq and is a predicted model, not a curated record. The transcript is spliced from 3 exons. Gene Ontology annotation, biological process: translation.
AUGGGUCGCGUCCGCACGAAGACGGUCAAGAAGUCCGCUAAAGUCAUCAUCGAGCGCUACUACCCGAAGCUGUCCCAGGACUUCGAGGUCAACAAGCGCAUCUGCGAUGAGAUUGCCAUCAUUGCGUCCAAGAGGCUGAGGAACAAGAUUGCGGGAUAUACUACGCAUCUGAUGCGCCGUAUCCAACGCGGCCCGGUCCGUGGUAUCUCCUUCAAGCUGCAGGAAGAAGAGCGUGAGCGCAAGGAUCAGUACGUGCCUGAGGUGUCGGCGCUGGAUAUCGGUGCGAUGGAGGCGGGUGCGCUGGACAUUGAUCAGGAGACGAAGGAUCUGCUGAAGAGUUUGGGCUUCGACUCCAUCAACGUCAACGUCGUCCCUGUCGCCCAGCAGCAGGUUGCUGAGCGUGGUGGCCCGCGCCGCUUCAACGAUCGGAGGCCUGGACAGUAGAGCCCGAGAGCUCUCUUUCACCACUUCAACCUUUAACUCUACUCGAACGGACGGUCCUCGAUGAGAUGAGAUGAUGAAUAGAAGGCUUUG